This is a messenger RNA of Psilocybe cubensis, 3240 nucleotides long. RefSeq lists its product as uncharacterized. NCBI's taxonomy places the organism in Eukaryota, Fungi, Basidiomycota, Agaricomycetes, Agaricales, Agrocybaceae. Gene Ontology annotation, molecular function: nucleic acid binding; protein binding. The transcript has 14 exons. The record is from RefSeq and is a predicted model, not a curated record. Bases 1 to 3240 code for a protein of 1079 amino acids.
AUGUCUCUCAAAGCUGAACUCGAAACUUGGGCCGCUGCACUGAAAGCUUAUGAUGAAGAGGAUUUCGAGAAAUCUCUCGAACUCUUUAUGCAAAUCGCGGAUUCCUCCAAGAUCCUGACAAAUAUGGGCCUUAUCUAUGCGACCCUUGGUGAACAUGAAGCUGCAGUGGAGCGCUUCAUCGAGGCAACGAAUUUGGAUCAAUACUUGGCUGUUGCUUACUUUCAGUGCGGGGUUUCCAACUUUUUACUCGGACGUUACGAACUCGCCACCAAGGACUUUGAGGAAGCGCUACUGUAUCUUCGAGGCAAUCAAGCCAUUAAUUAUGAGCAGUUAGGCCUCAAAUUCCGUCUCUUCUCCGCUGAGGUCCUCUUUAACAAGGGCCUUUCUCAAAUAUAUAUGGGUCGCACUCAGGAUGGUCUUGCAGACAUGGAAGAGGCGAGGAAAGACAAGGCCACCGAGGAGCAUAAUGUCAUUGACGACGCUAUCCAAGACCGCGGAGAAGGUUACACUGUUUUUAGCAUCCCCGUCGGAGUCCUAUACCGCCCAUCGGAAAAGAAACUCAAGAAUUCAGUUACCAGAGAUUACAUGGGGAAGGCCAAACUUGUUGCAUCGAGCGAUGCGAGCGAUAUUGUUACAGAGUUUUCUGGAUCUGCCCGUCUGAAAGCAGGAAUUUCCCCAGCAGGGUUAUACUUGGACAGACCGGAUCUGUUGAACACACCAUCAGCAAGUAGCAAUUUGCUCCGCAGUGCUACUGUGCCUCCAGUGAUGCCUGCGAUGAAAGCUGCAGAAGGUCCAAGGUCUGCCGGGGUUGAGCGAUCCAAAACCACACCGGGGCCCCAGUUAGGUAGAGAAACUAGCUUGCGUCAACAGUCGCCCCGAGAAGCGCCAUCACCGGCCGCUGGGGUUGCUAGGAGUAAUACCCAGAUUACCCCGGCUCGCCCUUCGCCAAAUGCGGCCAUCGGAGGCCCCGUUCGUGGCCUGAGUGUUCGCAGAGGAGGCGCUUCUCCGGCCAAUCCUAACGGGAACUCACCUGCCAUUCCUGCUAAAGAUGGAAAUCCUCGCAUGACCGAAUUCUAUGACGAGUAUAUCGAUGCGUAUGGGGGAGAUGAUAAUGCCCCACCUGUCCCAAACCAAGCAGGAGGUGCAGACAGGGUUGGUGCUUGGGCGCGUUCUAAUGCAAACCCCAACUAUAUACCUAAUUCGCAGUCGUUGAAUGCACCUUUGGGACGUACUGGAUCACGAAGUGCUCCCGGUAGUCAGUAUGCACCGUCCUCUUAUGGUGGUACUGGAUCCAUUCGACGAAAGAACACCAGACGGAACCCACGCGCCCCAAGUCGCAUUCAGAGUACAUAUGAGGAGGAGGAGGAAGGCUAUGUCAGCGGAGAAUAUGACGACGGACCUUUUGAGCUUAUACUCAUUCGCGUUAAGUUGCACUACCAGGACGAUAUUCGAGGCAUGACGCUGUCCCCUGAACUCUCAUUUUCUGAGUUCAUGGAUAAAGUGACUGGCAAAUUUGGAAAGAGUCCUAACUCUCUCGGCCUGAAGUUCAAGGACGAAGACGGUGGGAAGGUCACCCUUCGCGAUGAAUCUGACUAUGAGCUGGCCAUUGAAACAGCCCGCGAAAGUUCUAAGGGCAAGUCAGAGGGCAAACUGGAAAUCUGGUGCACAGAUGUCUACUGUUUUGCUAGACAUCGAUCUUUGCUAUUUGACGAAUUCUCCACUGUCUUGUUUGAUAACGUACGGAGACUAAUUGGAGUACUCACUCUCCAACCCCUUCCUUCUCUUCCUGCCGCCAUGGGUCUCUCUGGUAGAAAAGUCAAGCAGCGAAUUCCCAACGAUCCUCGAAAUCUGACUUGGGCCGAUGACGCUGCUAGAUUUGGUUCAAACUACCUGUCGAAGUUCGGGUGGGACUCCUCGAAAGGUCUGGGUGCUGGUGGUGAUGGAAUGAAAUCCCACAUUAAAGUUUCACAUAAACUCGACAUGCUGGGGAUAGGCGCCAACCAUGCCAAAGAUCCCAAUGGUAUCGCAUGGAAACAAAACAAGGACUUCGAGAACUUGUUGAGGCGUUUAAAUGAGAACCUUGACGUGGAGCAGGCCGGGGUUCGAGAGGAAAGGGUCGACGUGAAGAGUGACAAAAUUGAUGAGGAUGCACCAAUGGAGGGCGAGAAGAAAAAGAAAAGAAAACAUAAAAGGGGUGAAGAUGAGGAAGAUUAUCAACGCAUCAAAAAGAAGAAAAGCCAAGAGACUAAUGAUGAAGAGAGCAGUCAGCCGGUCGACUCUAUGGUUGCGAACUCUGUAGAAGUCGUUGAGGAGGUCAUUGUAGAGGUCCAAAAGAAGCCAAUUGUUCCUCGCCACAGAGCGCAUCGUGCGCGUGCCAUUGCCGCGAAAAAUAUCUCAUCCAAGUCCGCUGCUCACAUUUCAGAGAUCUUGGGUGUUGCACCCAAUCCUACUACUACCAUAGAAGGAAACACCCAAGGUAAACUCACUUCCGUCGAGGAAACCGAUGCGCUAGGAGUGGACAAGAUUACAACGUCCACGAAAAGUGUAGCCGAUUACUUCAAGGACAAACUGCUUGCGCGCUCUUCUCAAUCCACGUCGGCCACACCACCUUUGUCUAAUGGCAUCAAGGAUGAAAGUGAUUAUUUUGGUACUCCUCGGAUGGGGCUCGGUGCCUCUCGAUUUCAGAUGGAAGUUCAUUCUGAAGUCAAAGUAGAGGAGGCCACACAACGAAUGGGUUUGUCGAAAUUUUCUUCACUCAUGUCCUCUUCUUUUCUCGCCUCUGCUUCAUCCUUUUCGUCCUUUGUUCCACCGAAAAUCAAGGAGGAUGAAGGUACCGGCCAUAUUUCCGAAGUAGAGUCGGAUUCGGAACCCUCGAAUCAGAAGGGAAUAGAGGUUAAAAAGUCUAAGAAGCGAUCGAAAGGUGUCUCUGAAGAGCAACAAGAAAAGAAGAAGGAAAAGAAAAAGAAAAAGAAAGACGCUAAAGGGAAGAAUAAAGAGGUGUUGACUGAUGAAACUGCGAUUGCAGGUGAAGAUCAGGACGAUGGCGAGUUAGAGAGGAAGAAGUCUAGAAAACCUGCCAGCUUUGAGGAGGUGUCUGAGAGACACAAACUCGAAGGCCGCAAUGAAUCAAGCUUUCCCACAAAAGAGAAACGGAAAAGCAAGAAGGACAAGGUGGACGAGGAUGGUAAAAAAUCGCGGAAAGAUAAGAAAAACCAUAAAUAUUCAAUUGAGGAAUCAUAG